Molecule: messenger RNA, 693 nt
Organism: Amorphotheca resinae ATCC 22711
Lineage: Eukaryota; Fungi; Ascomycota; Leotiomycetes; Helotiales; Amorphothecaceae
Exons: 1
Coding region: 137-631 (164 amino acids)
Source: RefSeq, a predicted model, not a curated record
GAGGCUUGAGGCAGUGCGGUAGAAUGGUUGGGAGGGGGAUUGGAAGGAAUGCAACGUCUAGGCUCUGGCCUGGUCCUGAACAGGGGAUGGACGGGUACGGAUAGGAAGGAGGUGGAUACACGAGACAUAAUUCAGUAUGUGUGGAUGUGAAAAUAGCAGCAUCGCAAGAGAUCUGGGCCAGCACAGAAAAACGCACACGACCAGUCCGGAAAGCAUAAACCCUCGAUAUCUCCAAGCAAAGGCCCAGUGCACAAGCGUACGGAGGAACAGAGGAACGAGUCUGCUCCUGGAUAGGGUCGGGGAACGGCCAGUGACCAGUCAGACAUGUUCUAGUAAUUCUCCGGGGUGCCGACCAGUCCGAGGGCCCAGCGAGCUCUUCUGGGACUGGGAGUCUGGGAGAGUCUGGGAGUGGGAGGCCAGUGUACUGGGCCAGGGACGAGGUCACGUAUCAGGCUGGCAGGGGGAACUGGCCGGAUUCUUAUUCGAUGGCCGGGGCCCGUCCCCUGGCCGAGAUGGGACGGGGGGGGGGGGGGGGGGAGGGACGGUUGGUCGCUUGAACGCUGACCGGGGCGGAGAAUGGAGAGAAAAAGGCCUGGGGCGGGCCAGCGACGACUCACAUAGAAUAGAAUAGGCGGGACUCUGUAGACUUCUGUUCUUCUGUUUGCCAAGGGAAGGGCGGGAGUCUGGAGGUGG